Entrophospora candida is the source of this 1395-nucleotide messenger RNA. The record is from the annotation of a GenBank genome assembly. NCBI's taxonomy places the organism in Eukaryota, Fungi, Glomeromycota, Glomeromycetes, Entrophosporales, Entrophosporaceae.
AUGUUUACGCAUCAAUCUUUGGAUAAUAAUAUAGAUCUACGACGAUUUUUGGAUAAUAUGAAUUCACAAUCAUUGGAUAAUAAUAACAUAAAUAGUAUAAAUCUACUAUCACUGGAUAAUAAUAUAAAUCCACAAUCAUCGGAUAAUAAUAUAAAUCGACUAUUUUUUGUUGAAUCUCACAUAAAUCCACGACUGUUGAUCAAUAAUAUAAAUCCACUAUCACUGGAUAGUAAUAUAAAUACACCAUUAUUGGAUAAUAAUCAAAUAUCAUAUUCAUCAUUAUUUUAUACGGAUGCAUCGAUUUAUAAUAUAGAUCUGAAUCAGUUGUGCUCACCACAUCAUAUAAAUUUAUCGACUAAUAUAAAUAAUAACCAAACACCAUAUUUGCAACAACUUGAACCAAUUUCUCAAUUACCAAAUUACCCAGAUCUAUAUACAUAUCCUUCUAACGAGCAACCGGUUUAUACGACAUCACAGCCUGAAUUGAAAUCAGAUGCACCUAGUAUUACAACAAAUAUACAACCGAAUAAGGAUAAGAAACCACGAAAGAAACCACGAAAAAAAACGGAACCUUACAUAAAGCGCACACAUGCUCGUAUUGCAUGCAAUUUGUGUCGUAAAAAUCGCCUAAGGUGCGAGGAAAAAAAAGAGGGCUCUAGUUCUUGCAAUAGGUGUAUUGGAGAGAAUGUGCAAUGUAUUUUAGAUGAAAAUCCGGGAAAACGAGGCUGCAAACUUAAUAGCAAAAAUAAACCUAAGGAAAUUAGAACAGAAAACCGUGAUAUCAACACUGCUGAUAGUGUCGAAGUUACUAAACCAUGUUGUCAUGGUAACAAUGGAGCAAUAUCUGAUAACCUUGAUUUAAAAGGUACUUCUAGCAUUUUGAGUCCAAAAAUAAGACAAACACAAGCUGAUGUUGACGUUGACACUCAUGUCAAUAAUAAUUUUAAUGGUACUUCGCUUGUUUCUGAUGAUGGUAGUGGUGAUGACUUGCAAGGAGGUAAUUGUUUGCAACAACUGGAGAAUGGCUAUGCUUUACCAACCUCAACUUAUAAUCAUCAAGCCAAUGAUCAGCAACGAUCAAAUAUUUAUUUUUUACAUUGGGGUGAGCAUGUUGCGGAAUUUACGCAAGAAUUUGGUAUUGUUAUUGAUAGAAAAAAUGAAAACAAAACAGAAAACCGUGAUAACAAUUCUGCUGAUAAUACUGUCGAGGUUAUUAAACAAUGUCGCCAUGGAAAUAAUGAAGUAGUGGCUGAUAAUCUUAAUUUAGAAGUUAAUGUUGUUGACACUAGUGUUCCUAACCGAAAAUCAAAUUUUUUACGAAUAUUCGAAAAUCAAUUUAUUCAAGGAUAUUCGAAUAUAUAUAAUUUAUUUCGUAAUUAUUUUGGAUACUCGUAA